GUAUCUUGAACGUCUAAAAAUCAAACGGGAGAUGAGACCAGAUAAACCCGCACGCAUCGGCACGCCGUUAUUCGCGCGCGCCGACGCCGACGCCCACGCGCCCACUGCGGUCUCCGCGCUCUCCUCCGUCCUCGCGCGCGUCAGUCGCUCCGCUCGCGGCGUCCGCCGUCUUCAGGCAGGGCUGUGAAUCGAGCCGCGCGUCCCUCGCUUCGGAGCCGCUCAGAAGGGUGGGGUUGCUCGAUUGCGCCUGCUCGCGGAGUCCGGGGGGUGUGUGCUGCCCCGAUGGUUUAAAUCCUACACAUGCGUACUGGAUUUCGGGGUUCAAGGCGAUAGGCUACGCCAUAUUGGAAACACUGUGUAGUUUAGCUAACAGUUUAUCGCUAGCGGGGGAAAAGGGCCACCGAUCGAUUCCCGUUGGUCGCGGCGCUCGGCACGUCGUUGUUUUUCCCCGUGGUUUCGCGCGGCCCCGUUCGCAGGCCCGUCCUCGCGGUCCGGACCCAAACUUAUCCGCUGAACGGGGGGAAAGGCGUUCGUUCGUUUGACAGGGCUGUUAGAAAGACGAGUUGAAUGGAUCCGAGGGUCGCUUGGAUUCAGCCGGAACAGAAAGGUCCCGCGAACGCUUUAUGGAUGCGUGUGUGGGAGACGUCUCAGGUAAACCGGACUAACACGGGUCAGCACCAGAACCACCACCACCACAACCUCUGUGUCAAUUCCCCGGCGUUUGACGCUUACAAGACUGUCGCGUCCAAUGCGAACAACGGCGCUAACGUUAAAAACGCCGGCUCUGCGAUCUCGAGCGGCGGCGGCUCCGCGGCGCUCUCGUUAAAUGGAAACACGGGAGACGGCGAAAUGACCCAGAAGAGCGGCUCGGUGGCGGAUCCGGCGUCCGGCUGCCCUAAAAUAAGGACUACAAGCCCUAAUACGAUAGCUGGGAAUAUGAACAAGGGGCACCCGGUUUUUACUUGCAGCGAGAGCGUGCUGAAUAACGUCAACCACCAUCAUCACCCUCCUCAUCCUCAUCUACGGCAUUUCCAUCAAGAGCAGCAGCAGCAGAGUUGCAUCAAGCGCCACCCGUCCCAUCCGGCAGCGGUUCACAGCCACCACCACCACCACCAUCACCCGGGCCGGAGGAAAAGCGACAAUAAGGCCAGCACCUACGGGAUAAACUACCUGAUCUCCAACUGCACUAACGGCAAUUACGACAACUCCGGCACGCCGUGGAAGACGAGGAAAUAUAACGCGGGGGUUGACGGGUUGCAUGAAGAAAUCAUGGACUUCUACAAUUUCAUGUCUCCUCGUCCUGAGGAGACCACAAUGAGACAGGAGGUGGUGGACAGGAUAGAGUCUGUCAUAAAGGAGUUGUGGCCGACCGCCGACGUGCAGAUCUUUGGCAGCUUCAGCACUGGACUCUUUCUCCCAACCAGUGACAUUGACCUGGUGGUGUUUGGGAAAUGGGAGAAACCUCCCCUGCAGCAGCUGGAGCAAGCGCUCAAGAAACACAAUGUGGCAGAACCUUAUUCCAUCAAAGUUCUUGACAAAGCUACGGUACCAAUCAUCAAAUUGACCGAUCAGGAGACCGAGGUGAAAGUGGACAUCAGUUUUAACGUGGAGACGGGCAUCAAAGCUGCUAGCUUCAUCAAAGAAUAUGUGAAGAAGUAUACCGUGCUGCCUUAUUUAAUCUUAGUGCUGAAGCAGUUCCUGCUGCAGCGAGACCUCAACGAAGUCUUCACGGGAGGAAUCAGCUCCUACAGUCUCAUCCUGAUGGUCAUCAGCUUCUUACAGUUACACCCAAGAAUCGAUGCUAGGAAUCCCAACAUGAACCUUGGCAUUCUGCUCAUUGAGUUCUUCGAGCUGUAUGGAAGGCACUUCAACUACCUGAAGACGGGCAUCAGGAUAAAGAACGGAGGAGCCUACAUGGCUAAAGAGGACAUCAUGAAGGCCAUGAGUAAUGGCUACCGGCCCUCCAUGCUCUGUAUCGAGGACCCUCUUCUUCCAGGUAAUGACGUGGGCAGAAGCUCGUAUGGUGCCAUGCAGGUGAAGGAGACUUUUGACUAUGCGUAUAUAAUACUGGGUCACGCCGUUUCACCUCUCGCACGUUCUUACCCCAAUAAAGACAGCGACAGCACUUUGGGACGCAUAAUUAAAGUCACCCAGGAAGUCAUCAACUACAGGGAGUGGAUCAUAAAGAAGUGGGGAUGCAGACACAAUGCUCGUCUUGAGAGGAGCAAGGGUCCACCUCAUAAAGACUCGGUGGAGCAGGUGGAGACGGGCACACUUCUGGGCGUCGGUGUGGAGGACCAGCAGCAGAGGGACUCGGUGUCUCCUCACAGCGCAGACUCCCCCAUGUCCCUCUCCAGCCCUCAGCAGCACUCCUCCGCCUCUUCUGCGUCCUCGCUGUCAGGCAGUGAUAUCGACUCUGACUCCACACCGUAUGUCGCUCCACCUGUAGCCCCCUUCCCUCUCCAGAUCCUGCCGCCAGGUCCCCUGCCAGCAGCGCUUCAGAUGGCCGAGGGCAAAGCCAGCAUCACGGCAGCACUCACCAUGCCUCCGGCUGCCCAGGCGAGAGUGUCCAUCCCAGGCGGUCUUUCUGUCCACGGUCUACCUGGCAGACAGGUGUGUAUGGCAGACGGACCACCCCCAUACCUCCACAUGCCCUCCCAAGCUCCCCCCAGCCCUCUACCCAGUCCCCAUCACCAUCCCAAGUGGAAGUCAAUGGGAUCCAGAACUAUCAUCUUUUGUGUCCCACAGACGACAGACAGUCAUACAGGUUUGCAACAACAUGGUGACAGGUCCCAAGUUCCCGCUGAAGGGUUUCCACAACCCCGCCGUGGUGCACAGUCCCGUCCUUUCCAACCGAAGCCACAUCCAGUACAACCGCAACACCUGGCGCCGCAGGAAGAGAGACAGCCUGCCGGCCAGCGUCAGCAGAUAAAGGCGUCGCGCCUGCCCUCCCGAAGCUCCCUGUCCUCUCCUCGCUCCCUCUUCCACCCUUCCGGUCCCGUCUUGAAACGAUGAACUCGCUGAUGGCGCGAGCACAGAGAGACCAGCGUCUGCAACCCAGCUCCUCGUUCAGUAGUUGUGGUGAUGGUGGUGCUAAGUAGUUCAGUCUGCCACUGAAUCUCUGCAUGUAUAUGUCGAGUCCUUUUUUUGGGGGUUUUUUCGACCUGUGCAAUCUUCCCGAGGAAGCUUCGAGAACAGGAACUGUCGUUUUCUUUUGUGUUUUGAUCGUUUACCCCACAACUUCCUUGUUGACAGGUUAAGCUUUUUUUUUUGUAUGUGCGUGCGUCUGUCUGUUUCAUGCUCCGUUUUGUGGUUUUCACAUUUUCUAAACGUGACACCCUUCACGCGUGGGACGAACUGGAUUCAGUGGAUUCGAAGCGUGUGUGUUUUGUGUGUGUGUUUGUUGUAUCGGGGUGUAUGUCUGUGUAACGCUGGCUAUGAAUCCUGCACUCGAGAUGCUUACAGAGAUCCCCACCUUACUGUAACCAUCACGCAAACGUUUCUUUCUUUUUUUGUGCAAUAACUUCACUCUGGAAACAUUUAAUUUUUUCUUUCUUUUUUUUGUUUUUGUAAAAACUUUUAUUUUUGUAAUGUUUUUAAUUUCGCUCAUCGUUUACAGAUCCUGUCAGACAGGCUCCUUAAAGGGAAAAAGUCUGUUUUAAAACUGUUUUUGAGAGUUUAUAUUCCCUCUUCUUGGCGUGAGCUGCACCUGGACGAGAGCGAGUUGAACCCGGCCUGCAGGUGUCGCCGUUUCCCAGCUUUGCGUUGAGCUUCAGCGUCUCUGUCGCUUUUAUUUGUCUCGUUCAUCUGUAAGGUUGUAGUUUUGUGGCAUUGAGGCUUUAGGACAUGGAUUUGACCGAGAACCGACCGACUGAAAAACUCAAGCCCUUAGUCUGUACGCGCUUUCAUUUAUAUAUAUAUAUCUAUAUAUGUGUGUGUGUGUGUGUGUGCGAGUGUGUGUGUGUGUGUGUGUGUGUGUGUGUGUGUGUCCUUUUUAAAUCGCUCUAGGUAAGUGUGAGACGUGAAUUAUUUUAGGGAAGCUGUCACGACCGUGCGAGCGGACUCCAGAUCAGUGCAGCUUUAUGCAAGGGGCCCUAUCCGGACCUUCUCGACUCUUCUGAGCGGGCUCCCGAAUCAGACUAUAGCGGAGAAAGGGAAUUUAUUUUGAUUCCUUUCUGGAAUCUUGACGUGCAUUUAUUGCCAGGUACUUGCGCUAAUACAUGCCUUUUUGGUAAUUACCUAUUCCCGUACUGUACUGUAUUGUAUUUUUUUUGGGGGUUCUGUUUGUAUGUAUGUGGCACACUAAAACUGUAUCGCCGUCGCUCAGAACGUCGCAGGCAUGCAGGUCACUGUUACUAUGCAAGCGGGGUUUUGAAGACCUCUCUUCCCGCGCGUCCCUCGCGCGGCUCGUAAAUCUCGUCAAAGCGCGCGCGUCGGAGGACCCCAGGCCCCCGUAUGCAAGUCCAGUCCGGUUUCGGAGGAGGAAAAACCGCCGGACGUCUUGUCUGGGGGUUUUUGGAUUAUUUUUUUUUUCCUUUUUGCGGAGCGGAUAUUUUCUCCUGGAGAAUAAACCUAUUUUACUGCUGUUGCAACACUACAACCAUGACUUUCAAGUCCGUAUGGGACGACUUUGAUUGAUUGCCACGAACUUGCGUGACACGUUUUACAAAGUCAGAUCCGAUGCGGAGACCACGGAUUGUCCUUGCGACCCCUGACUCACCCGCCUAUCAAUGCAAUGGGGGCAAAUAGCAGUCUCUGC
This is a messenger RNA of Puntigrus tetrazona (Sumatra barb), 4759 nucleotides long. It is a transcript of the gene tent4a, whose product is annotated as terminal nucleotidyltransferase 4A. Lineage: Eukaryota; Metazoa; Chordata; Actinopteri; Cypriniformes; Cyprinidae. Gene Ontology annotation, molecular function: mRNA binding; poly(A) RNA polymerase activity. Gene Ontology annotation, biological process: RNA 3'-end processing. The coding region runs from base 568 to 3015 and encodes 815 amino acids. The transcript is spliced from 14 exons. Gene Ontology annotation, cellular component: nucleolus; TRAMP complex. The record is from RefSeq and is a predicted model, not a curated record.